GAGGAAAACAACCCGGUGAAGGGGCUAAGUGGGCAGGUGAGAACUUGAAACAUCUCCCCCACCCGAAACUUGAUGGGCACAGAAGGAAUCCGGGCUAGGCGGGGUGCAGGAGGGCCGGCUGAGUGGGGGAGGAGAGAAUGCAUUUCAAAGAGUCAAGGUUCUGGAUGAGGUUUCAAGGAGCAGAUUCCCUGCACCGGAAAGACAUUUAAAGGCGCAGGUUCCCGAGAUAGAGUAGAUAACACUUAAAAAUGGUAAGUCGAACAGUCCAAGGAGACUUAGAACCUUCUGUCGAGGACCUCUAAUAGAGCAUGGGCUGUGGUGUUGGGGAGUCGCUCGUCAAAGGUUUCGUUGGAGGCGACUGAGGGAAGACCGUGCGUGCCUGGGCUCCCGCCUUGUCCUUUCUGGCUCCUCCAGGUUCCCUGGACCCCGGAGCCGGUUCCCGGGCUAUAGCCCCCAGUGCCCUGUAGAGCUGGCAGGCCUCCACCGCUUUCGGCCCCUGUCCGGGGGUCUGGGUGCCUACUGGAGGGCCUGGCGCAGAGGCAGAGAGGACAGAAGCAUGGCAUCUAGGGCCUCCGAGCCGCCCCCAGGGCGCAGCGUGACAGCGGGCAUCAUCAUUGUCGGAGACGAGAUCCUCAAGGGCCACACUCAGGACACGAACACCUACUUCCUGUGCCGGACAUUGCGUUCCCUGGGGGUUCAGGUCUGCCGGGUUUCUGUCGUGCCAGAUGAAGUGGCCACCAUCGCCGCUGAGAUCACCGCCUUCUCCAGCCGCUUCACCCACGUCCUCACCGCGGGUGGCAUCGGCCCCACGCACGACGACGUGACUUUUGAGGCAGUAGCACAAGCCUUUGGAGAUCAGCUACAACCACACCCCGAGCUGGAAGCGGCCAUCAAAGCCUUCGGCAGUGAGGGCUGGGAGAAGCUGACACUGGUGCCUUCCUCUGCCCGUCUGCAUUAUGGCACGGACCCCCGCACGGGGCACCCCUUCAGGUUCCCGCUGGUCUCCGUCCGAAAUGUCUACCUCUUCCCCGGCAUCCCAGAGCUGCUGAAACGGGUGCUGGAAGGGCUGAAGGAACUAUUCCAGAACACAGCAGUCCGAUUCCACUCGCGGGAACUGUAUGUGGCCGUGGGUGAGGCCUCCAUUGCCCCUGUCCUGGCCGAGGCCCAGGCCCACUUUGGGCGUAGCCUCAGCCUGGGUUCCUACCCGGACUGGGGUAGCAACUACUACCAGGUCAAACUGACUCUGGAUUCGGAGGAAGAGCAGCCCUUGGAGGAAUGUCUGGCCUAUCUGACCUCCCGUUUGCCCCCGGGAUCGCUGGUCCCCUACCAGCCCAAUGCUGUGGAGCAGGCAGGCGAAGCUGUGUACAAGCUCGCUGCAUCAGGGUCUUCUCUAGGAAAAAAGGUUGCCGGUGCCUUGCAGACUAUUGAGAGUGCCCUGGCCCGCUACAGCCUGCCUCAGCUCUGCGUGGGCUUCAAUGGUGGCAAGGACUGCACCGCCCUCCUGCACCUGUUCCAUGCAGUUGUGCAGAGGAAAUUCCCUGACGUUCCAAAACCCCUCCAGAUCCUGUAUAUCCGCAGUGUCUCCCCUUUCCCUGAGCUGGAGCAGUUCCUGCAGGACACCAUCAAGAGGUAUCAUCUGCAGGUGUUGGAGGCCGAGGGCGACAUGAAGCAGGCCCUGGGGAAGCUGCGGGCACAGUACCCCCAGCUGGAGGCUGUGCUGAUGGGCACUCGCCGGACGGACCCCUACUCCCGUAGCCUCUGCCCCUUCAGCCCCACAGACCCAGGCUGGCCCUCGUUCAUGCGCAUCAAUCCACUGCUGGACUGGACCUACAGAAACAUCUGGGACUUUCUGCGUCAGCUCUUCAUCCCGUACUGCAUCCUGUAUGACCAAGGGUACACGUCACUGGGGAGCCGCGAGAACACAGUGAGGAACCCAGCCCUCAAGUGCCUGAGCCCAGGAGGACAGCCCAGCUACCGCCCAGCCUACCUACUGGAGAAUGAAAACGAGGAACGCAAUUCCCGGAUGUGAUGUACCUCCCUCCCCCCACCACCUAGAAGAAGGAGAGGGCUGUCCUUGGGUGCAGCCUGACAAUAAACCGUGCCUCUCACUGUG
Ochotona curzoniae (black-lipped pika) is the source of this 2113-nucleotide messenger RNA. It is a transcript of the gene FLAD1, whose product is annotated as flavin adenine dinucleotide synthetase 1. Bases 557 to 2029 code for a protein of 490 amino acids. Gene Ontology annotation, biological process: FAD biosynthetic process. The record is from RefSeq and is a predicted model, not a curated record. Gene Ontology annotation, molecular function: FMN adenylyltransferase activity. The transcript is spliced from 7 exons. NCBI's taxonomy places the organism in Eukaryota, Metazoa, Chordata, Mammalia, Lagomorpha, Ochotonidae.